AUGAUGGCGUACAAACUUACUGUUAUCAAUAAAAAAAGAAGGAUAAGAUUUCACUUUGACAUUAACGACGAUCAUGGUCCUCUAGAAGCUCGAACAGAUUCGCAGUGGUCACGGGCUGUACAUGCAGUGGUCACGGGCUGUACAGCCAACUUCACGUGUUCACAGCUGAUAGAAGUUACAGGACUUAUUCUUUCUUCUGUUGGAUCUUCGCCGGCGGCCAUUAACUUUGGUGUGACCUUGGUUGGUACGUUUGUUUUUGGUAUAUUGUCGGAGGAACACCCCAGAUUUGAGGCUGUAUCUUAG
Molecule: messenger RNA, 303 nt
Organism: Sphenostylis stenocarpa
Lineage: Eukaryota; Viridiplantae; Streptophyta; Magnoliopsida; Fabales; Fabaceae
Source: the annotation of a GenBank genome assembly